Molecule: messenger RNA, 895 nt
Organism: Plodia interpunctella (Indianmeal moth)
Lineage: Eukaryota; Metazoa; Arthropoda; Insecta; Lepidoptera; Pyralidae
Product: lethal (1) G0004
Exons: 3
Coding region: 123-866 (247 amino acids)
Cellular component (GO): nucleolus
Molecular function (GO): RNA binding
Source: RefSeq, a predicted model, not a curated record
AAUGUCUCCUUUUCAUCUAUGCUCUUGUCGAAGAGCCAUGUGUUUAUUUUUGAAGUAGCAAAUAAUUUGAUUUCUUGAUUUAUUUGGUGUAAGAUAAGUGAUUAUAUAUCAAUAAUAUUAAAAUGCAGACCGAUAAUAUAAGUGUUGAUGAUUUCCUCCCAGCUAAAAAUACGAUAAAGCUGAAAAAUCUGAAACGAAGAGCGAUUUCAGAAUCAGGCGAUACAAUGGAGGUAGAGGAACAUAAUGGCAUCCAAAGCAAGCCGAAAGUAAGGCGUUCAAAGCCAAAAAAGAAGAAAAAGGAUUCUGAACCAAAUGAGACCAGAGUUAACAUGCGAAAAGUCCCAGUGCCUGCCCAUAGGUAUACCCCUCUAAAAGAAAACUGGCUAAAGAUAUUCACACCAAUAGUGGAACACCUCCUCCUUCAAGUGCGUUUUAACACAAAAACUCGUAAUGUGGAGAUCAAAGUGGGGCCGGAAACAAAGGAUGUUGCCAACUUGCAGAAGGCAGCUGAUUUUGUAAAGGCUUUCGUUUAUGGCUUUGAUGUAGAAGACGCAUUAGCGUUGCUCAGAUUGGAUGACUUAUUCGUUGAAUCCUUUGAAAUCAAAGAUGUGAAGACCCUCCAAGGAGACCAUUUAGGCCGUGCCAUAGGCAGAUUAGCAGGAAAAGCGGGAAGAACAAAGUUUACGAUAGAAAAUGUUACGAAAACUAGGAUAGUGCUUGCAGAUUCAAAGAUUCACAUAUUGGGCAGUUAUCAGAACAUUGCAUUGGCAAGACGAGCUAUAUGUAACCUCAUUAUGGGUUCUCCGCCUUCAAAAGUUUAUGGUAACCUAAGAAAUGUUGCGUACCGGGUUUCCGAGAGAUUUUAGUGGAAAUAAAAGUUAUAUUUAUAUUGUAA